CACUUCCUUUCCUGCGCUUUCAACCGCGUGACAGUCGAAGCUGCAAACCAGAGUCCAACAGUGUCACGUAACAGCAUGUUACUCCCACUCGUCGCACCGAUAUUAAGCUGCUAGGCUGUGGCGCACCCUUGAACAAACUGCGCCGAUACUUUGCAGGACAGCGCACCUCCGUUUGCCAGGUGGAUCAAGCAGGAAACUAAGCUCCAGCUCCAACCAUGACCUCAGCGGUGCUCGUCGUGUGCACCUUGCUCUUCCUCGCUUCCAGAAGCGAUGCCGCAGAUGGCGAUGCCGGAAAGGGCAAUACGCAAUGCAACGACAACGACGGCCUCCUGGCGGACAGCAACUGCAUGGUGAUAUGCAACGGAAGUGUGUCUGCGAACAACCGCAAAGCCGCAGAUGGAACGAAGUGCCGGAUUUCUGGAGCCUACCACUCCCAAUUCACAAAUGGGUCAGCAGGAUCAGUGGGCAAUAUGGUCAUUCUUCCUAUCAAGUCUCAGUACAGGGGCCCAGCUCCAAAGAGCACUGAUGAGACAGACAUCAUUGAUGAAGCACUCUAUUAUUUCAAAGCCAAUGUUUUCUUUCGAACAUAUGAAAUAAAGAGUGAAGCUGAUCGCGUGCUGAUAUACUUGACGUUGUACAUCUCCGAGUGCUUGAAGAAACUUCAAAAGUGCUCAAGCAAAAACCAGGGUGUCCAGGACAUGAAGGCACUUGCCAUCUCCAAAUUUGACAUUCCAGGAGAAGCUGGAUUUCCUUUAAAUCCGGUAUACGCAAAGCCUUCAUCUCCAUCUGAAGCAGAGACAAUGAGGGCUUACCUUACACAGCUACGACAAGAGUGUGGGCAACGUCUAUGCGACAAGGUUUUUGAUAGUGAGACUGGGAAGCCAAGCAAGUGGUGGCUGUGCUUUGCCAAGAGGAAAUUCAUGGACAAGAGUCUGUCCGGGUUUGGUCAUGCUUACCAAUGACAGGCGUAACUCCCAUUGUCAGACCUUGUCUAAAUGUGCAUGUAAUAAAGAACACACCACAGAAUGUUGAUUCAGUACGUGA
Dermacentor albipictus is the source of this 1044-nucleotide messenger RNA. The record is from RefSeq and is a predicted model, not a curated record. Lineage: Eukaryota; Metazoa; Arthropoda; Arachnida; Ixodida; Ixodidae.